AUGACUGCUCCAAGCAAACCUCUUCCAGUCAGCCCCGUUCCACCCAGCAGCAGCAGCAGCCCACUACCAGUUUCAGAUGCCAGCGUCUUACCCAGCAGUGACGGCAGUCCCAUGCAUGGCGUGGUGGAGCAGGAGGAGGAGGAGGAGGAGGUGAGGCAGGAAUGCAGCGGUGGGGAUACGACGGCAGAGCGAUCGUUGCCCACUAUGGACUGUGAUGAACCGCAAGGGCAGCAGCAGCAAGGGCAGCAGAGGCAGCGGCUGCAGCAGGAGCAGAAGGAGCAAGGGCAGCAGCAGCAGCAGCAGCAGCAGCAGCACGUGCAGCUGCAGCGGCAGUUGGAGCAGUGCACGUUGGUGGAUGGCAGACACUCCCACCGCGACAACAUCACCGCCCGCCUCUCCUUCCUCCUCUGGGCGCUCCAGGCAGGCGGCAUGGAGCUACAGCCAGAGGGGCUGCGGGUGAUUUGGACCGAGUUAGUGGAGCACCCAGCAUGCCCUGAUGACCGCCAGCUGGCGCUGACGUGGCUGGGUCGGGGUGGUGGGAGGGGCCGUGAGCUCGACGGGACAGGUGGCGCUCUUGGAUUGGUUGACGCAGCUGCCUCCGGAGCAGUUCUCGCCUGUGGCUUGGAGGUGGGUGGGCUUGCCAAUGCCGUGAACUACUGUAGGUUGGAGGUUGCGUCCCCUCAGCCUCGCGUGCUCGCAGUCACCCCAGCACCACCGGGAGCAACACCAGCACCAGGAGGAUUGCUGGCACCAGCAGCAGCACUCCCAGUGGGAGCAGGAGCAGUAGCAGGGGGAGCAGCAGCAGGGGAGGGCGUGCAGGUGGCAGUGGCGGGGGAUGUGGGCGGGCUGAAGGGAGUGGAGCUCGUGUGGUUGCUGGCUCUGCGCUGCCCCUCCCCCGCCAUCUGGCAACCCUGCAUCCAGCUAUUAAGGGACCUGCACUCCUCGCUUGUCGCCCCAGAAAAGAGCAGACCUUGUCAUGCGCAUGGUGGCGGUGCGGCAGAGCUUCAUAGGCGAGUGCAUGCUCUCCCUCCCUUCCUCCCUUCCUCCCUUCCUCCCUUCCUCCCUUCCUCCCUUCCUCCCUUCCUCCCUUCCUCCCUUCCUCCCUUCCUCCCUUCCUCCCUUCCUCCCUUCCUCCCUUCCUCCCUUCCUCCCUUCCUCCCUUCCUCCCUUCCUCCCUUCCUCCCUUCCUCCCUUCCUCCCUUCCUCCCUUCCUCCCUUCCUCCCUUCCUCCCUUCCUCCCUUCCUCCCUUCCUCCCUUCCUCCCUUCCUCCCUCCCUCCCUUCCUCCCUUCCUCCCUUCCUCCCUUCCUCCCUUCCUCCCUUCCUCCCUUCCUCCCUUCCUCCCUUCCUCCCUUCCUCCCUUCCUCCCUUCCUCCCUUCCUCCCUUCCUCCCUUCCUCCCUUCCUCCCUUCCUCCCUUCCUCCCUUCCUCCCCUCCAAACCCCCCUUCCCCCGUUCCUUCCUGCCCAACUUCUUCUAUUCUUCAGGCCAAGCUAGUGGCGGCCAAGCUGGUGGCGGUGCGGCAGAGCUUCAUAGGCGAGUGCAUGCUCUCCCCUCCCUUCCUCCCCACCAACCCCACUUUCCCCUUACCCCUUCCUUCCUGCCCAACUUCUCCUAUUCUCCAGGCCAAGCUGGUAGCGGUGCGGCAGAGCUUCAUAGGCGAGUGCAUGCGGCGCCUGGCUGCUGCGAUGCAGCAGCUGGAGGGAGGGACAAGUGCGGGGCAUAACGGGCAGACGUUGGGGGGGCAUAACGUGACCGUGGAAGGGAGAAGCGCAGGAGGAGUGACGCCACCAACUGGGAGGGAUGCUCUGCCCAUGGAAACGAGUGCGGAGGAGAGUGAUGGUGGGGAGAGGACGGGUGAUGCAAGGGAUGGGGGUGGUGAUGUGGCAAUGGCCGGACAGGAGGACGAGGGUGGCUUGGAAGCGAGGGAGAAGGAGAGGGAGGGCGGGGUCGCAGGGAGUGGGGAGAUGAAUGGCGAAGGCAGGGGUGGUAAGGGUGGCAGGGGCAGCAAGGGUGGCAGCAGUUUGGAAGGGCAGGCGUCAGCAGAGGAGCAAGCACAACGCUGUCUCUUGCUCUUGACACAAUUCCUCACGCGCUGUGAGGCCUCCUGCCCGCGCAAAGUGCCGCCCCAUGGUGCCUCCUACCAGGGCAGGCCGUUUCAGGUGGAGGUGAGAUCCGAGGCAGGCCGUUUCAGGUGGAGGCCGUUUCAGGUGGAGGUGAGAUCUGAGGCAGGCCGUUUCAGGUGGAGGAGAGAUCCGAGGCAGGCCGUUUCAAGUGGAGGUGAGAUCCGAGGCAGGCCGUUUCAGGUGGAGGUGACAGUGGCACACAGCAAGCACGUGAACUUCUUCGUUCACACGCAUGCAAACGAGUACCUGCGCUUGCUGCGACUCAAGCUGAAUCCCCGGCCUCGCAGCAGGCAGCAAGGGGAGGGAGGGGAGGCAGAGCUUCCGGGAGUGCUCAUGGCACGACAGGGGGAGGUGGGUUUGGGUUUGCGGGGAAUGGGGUCGGCGGAAGGAAGGAGGAUGGAUCUGAGCGAGGAGAGGGGAAGGGGAGAGCGGAGUGGCAGGGCUGCGGGGCGGACGAGGGUUCCCAAGCUUGCAGCGGACGAGCUCCUCAUGCUGCUGCCCACACACCGCGCCAUUCUUGACGAUUUCGUGGUCAGUGCUGGACGGGCUAUUGCUGCCUGUCAACCGCCAGCCCUCGCCUGCCACCACCUAAUGACCCAUGCUGUCAUCCAUCUGUCUGCCGUAUGCGUCUACCCAUGUGCCUCCAUGCAUCCCACCCACCACCAGGUGCUGGACGGGCUAUUGCUGCCUGUCAACCGCCAGCCCUCGCCUGCCACCAUUCGCUUCCGAGCGAGCUUUCUCCAGUCCAAUGGUUUCAGUGCCCUCAUGUCAGUCUUUCAGAGCCAAGCACUGCCGCGUGCAGCGGAUGACAGCACGAGGCGGAAGUGCUACAUGAGCGCCCUGCACAUUCUCAAGCUCCUGCUGUUUGGCGAUCACUUUGGUGGCGCCUCUAGCACAGCACCAGGCCUCUGGGAAGACUGGGAGCAAGGAAGCGACGAGGAGCAGCUGCCAGAUGCCGCAUACACAGCCGCAGCAGCGGGCACUGUAGCAAGCACUAUAGAGAGCAUUGUGGGGAGCACUGUAGCGCGUACAGUGCCAGUGGCGGCCGCCCCUCUCCUUGCCACGGCACCUGGCGAUUCGUCUGAGCCAACCUGCCUCAUCCGGGCGGAUGGCACAGUGGUGGUAGCGGAAGCAAAGAGGGUGGGUGAGGGGAUGGACGAGGGGGAGGAGGAAGACGUGGAAGUACAGGACAUUCUAGAUAACGGCGGACUCACUGUAGAUACUUGUGAAAAUGCUGCCAAUAAAGGGGUUGUUCCUAGCGAGGACGCCCCAACUCCUCAGCCUCCUGCAGCAGGUGCUGCUGGAGCAGCACAAGCACCAGCGCAGCAAGCAGUGGUAGAAGCAGCUGCUGUAGACUCGUUAGCAGCGGCGACGGCAGCCCCUGUUCCGGCAGCAGCAGUGGCCCCUGUGCCUGAAAGGGAUGUGCCGCCAUUUGUAGCAAUAAUGGAUGCGCCGUCAACCCUGCUGCCGGCUGAUUGGUCAGAGCUCACCAAUACCAUCAUGAUGCUCGCCUGGGCGGCAUCGAUCGGCUCGUUGCAGGCGAUGGGGUCACCCAAUCCGCAUGCAUUCGAUACUGCAGCAGCUGUUGCUCACCUGGCCCUGCAGUCUGGGCUAAAGCAGCGGGUGGAGCGGGCCGGCUCGGGGAAGGGGGGAGGGGAGGAGAGCGAUGAAUCAGAGGACGAGGAUGAUGAGGAGGAAGCGGAUGAGGAUGGGGCGGAUUCACCGUUGCAUCCUGAUGAUGCGUGCCUGGCGAUAGAAGGAGCAGUGGUGCUGUCUGAGUGCCUGGCCCGCCGGCGAGAGAUCGCCGCCAUCCUCUUCGCCUCUCAUUUCGUUUCCAGAUUCAUCGUUGACACCUGCUUGCACUGCCCAGAAACCGAGAUUCGAUACAAAUUCGCGGAGCUCUUUCUCCACAUAAGCUUGGAGAAGUGGCCGCCCCUUCCUUCCUCCACCACACAGCCAGCAGCACCACCAGUCGCACCAGCUUCCACAGCACUACCAGCAGCAGCAGCAGCAACGGCAUCACGAGCAGCAGCAGCAGUGACAGGCCAGGCUGGUGCCACUCUCGGCCUCCCAGGCCUUACUGCACGCCCCUUCACAUCCAUCCACUCCUACAUCUUCCACUCCCUCGCCUCUGCCCGCGCUGCUGCUGACAAGCAACCAAAACACAACAGACCAUACUGGGAGUUGCUAUGCAAGGUGGUGCAGGGGGUGUAUCUUCGAGACGAGGAGGAAGCUGUCAGGAAGCUUCUGGACGAGGAGAUUCGCUGGCUGCAGCACGUGACAUGGGAAAUGGACGGCAGGGAAGAGCUGCUGGAGGGCCAUCUGCUGCUGCUCAAGGUGCUCGUGGAGGUGUUAGAGUGCCGCCAGCUCGUUGCCUGCUCUCCACCACACGGCCAUGGAAUUUUGCACCUGCUCAUCACUCGCUGCCUCUUCCCUGAAUGGCCGGUGGUUGUUCCAAGCCACCAGCAAAUACAACCGACACAGCAGCAACACCAACAACACCACCACCACAACCACCAACAACAACAACACCAGCAACAACAGCAGCAGCCGCCUGGCGAAUCCUCCCCCCCAACGACCUGGGGGCUUCUCUCCUCUCAUCCCCGCGAUGCUGCAGUUUUCCGCCCCCUCUGCUCCGCCUCGCCCUCGCGCAAUGCUGCCUUCACGCUUCUCAUCGCCCUCUGCGCCAAGACCCCUGAAGCCCUACGUGAGCUGGCCUCCCUGCUGCUGCCGCUGCACUUUGCCUCGGUGGAGCACGAGUUGCCAUCAUGGGAGUACCUCCCCAGCUGCGCCCCCCGGCCUCGGGCAGGCUAUUCGGGUCUCAAGAACGCAGGAGCCACGUGCUACAUGAACAGUGUGUUCCAGCAGCUCUUCAUGCAGCCCCAAGUGCGCCGCGCCCUCCUCGCUUUUCCUGAGACGCCCGAGUCGGACCGACCACUAUCCGUGAUCUACCAAGUGCAGGCCAUCUUCAGCUAUCUGCUAGCCGGCUGUGCCGACUACUUCGUGCCAGAAGGUUUCUGGGAUGCCUUCAGGGACUAUGAUGGGCAGCCGGUGAACCUGAGGGAGCACCAGGACGCGUUUGAGUUCUUCAACCGCCUCUACGACUCGCUGGAUGAGAGCAUGAAGGCUCAGCGGCACUCCCCCACGCUCACCUCCAUUUUUGGCGGACAUUUUGCACAGCAGAUCAUCUGUCGAGGCUGCCCCCAUCGCAGUGAGAGGGAGGAGCCAUUCGCAGCAGUGAGUGUGGACGUGAAGGGAAAGCGCGGUCUGCAGGAGUCUCUAGAGGCGUUUGUGCAAGGGGACCUGCUGGAGGCGGAUAACGCCUACUUCUGUGGGCAGUGCGGCAAGAAGGUGGACGCACUGAAGCGUGCGUGCAUCAAGACCCUGCCGCCCACCCUGAUAAUUCACCUGAAGCGCUUCGACUUUGACUACGAGACGAUGCAGCGGCUGAAGCUGAAGGACCGAUUCACCUUCCCCCUCACUCUCAACAUGCGGCCUUUCACCCGCGAGGGGCUCGCUCAGAAGGAGAGAGAGCAGAGAAGGGGACGGUACAGCUUGGUGGGGGUGGUGGUGCAUUCUGGGACAGCGUUUGCGGGGCAUUAUUACUCGUACAUCAAGGAGAGGAGCGGCGAUUCUCCGCUGCAUCACAGCCGUCCAUCUCAAUCCGUGCGGUCGAAGCAGCGGUGGCUGUGCUUCGAUGACAAGCGGGUGGAGGCAUACGAUGUGAGGGAGUUGGAGAAGGACUGCUUCGGAGGGAAGUACUCCGCUGAGGUGUAUGACAACCUCAUCAAGACCUCUUCGCCACAGGAGUUUGACCGACCCAACAGCGCCUACAUGCUGUUCUAUGAGCGGAAUGCCCCCACUGCUGCUGGCGCCAGCACCACCAGUACUGCUGCUAUGGCUGCCGAUGCCCCUGCCGCUACCACUGCCACCACCACUGCUGCCACCACUGCCACCGGUGGUGCUGUCAAUACAGCUGCAACUGCAGAAGGGCUGAGGGCAACAGGAGAGGCGCCAGCAGCCGCAGCAACGGCAGAGACAGCAGCAGGCGGCCCAACCACCACCACCAUGAUCACCCCAUGCACAGCAGCAGAGGAGAGGGUAGAUGAAGCGGUGGAGCCAUAUAGCAUCCCUCCCAGCAUACACCACUGCGUGUGGCAAGACAACCUCAGGUUUCAGCAGGAGUCGCGGCUGUUGGAUCAGACAUACUUCCGUUUCCUGCUGCAGCUCGCACGGGUCAACCUCGACGUCUUCCAAAUGUGCCACGAUCGAGGCAAGAUGGCGGCCUUAUCAGACGCAAGGGCAGGCGGGGUGAAGGCGUCACCACAGCGCAGCGAAGCACUGCGGGUGGAGCGAGCAGCAGAGGAGACGGCAGAGGCGCUGCUGUCGCUGCUGCUGCCGUUCCUCUUCCGCGUCUACCUGAGAGCGCAUGCCAGCCUAAGGACAGAGGAUCCACUCUGGACGGACGUGCUAUCGCGCAUGCUGGACGCCAACAGCACAGCAUGUCGCCUCUUCAACGCGCGCAUGGCGGGCAACAGGCGGUGGCUCUUGCACUUCCUCCUCAAGUGCCCCAUCAACGCCAUCUCCGUGGCUGUAGCGGAUCUGCUGGUAACCAGCUGUCACAGCGCCACCUGCUUCGUUAACGCACGUCCAUUGGCUGCUGGUUCAACAGUGCCCACUGCAACUCCUGCUGCGGCUGCUGCUGCAGCAGGAGGAGCUCCUGAAGGGUCGGCAGGGGAUGCUGGGGCAGCUGGAGCAGCAGGAGGGGCAGGGGCAGGUGCGGCAGGGGAAGAUGCAUUGAAUGUGGACGCGCUGAUUGAUUCGCUGGUGUCGCUGCUGAGAGACGCCAGUGGCCCCUCCUGCCACGUGGACAACGUGACUCUGCAGCAUCUUCGUGGACCGUUUACCUUCCUCCUUGUGCUUGACUCUGCGCUCUCCUCUCAUUCCCCUCCCCCCGGCCACUCCCUGCAGCUGUGCAGCAUAUUGGUGGAGUAUGCACGCAUCGGCCCCACCCAGCGCCUCUCCCUCAUUCGCAGACAGCUGCCCGCCACCUGUGUACGUGCUGUGAGGUGCUCCUCGCUCUGCCUUGGGUGGUGUUUUGAGACGUCUCAAUUCUUAUCCACCGAAAGUUGCCCGCCUCACCUAUACUUGGAGAGUGAGCUUGCGUUGAGUGCUGGAAGUGCUGUUGGUGCGUGUUGGAGAGCUAUGCUCUCCCACCGUGUGGUCGUUGUCCCCUUUCUCUUGACUCAGCUCAUUUCCUUUCCUUCACCCCGCCCCCUUCCCGCUCCCCCUUGCAGCUGGGCUAUCUGGACCGAGUGGGAAUCGCAGCAGCAGCCAAGCUCCAUCUCUCGCCCCUCCACCCCCUCCUCUCCAUCCUCAUCAGUUCCUGCCACCCCCAGUUGUCCCCAGUCUCUUGACUCACCUCCACAUUUUUCUUUACCCAUUCCCUUCCCCUCUCCCCCUUUCCAGCUGGACUAUCUCGAUCGAAUCACAUCCAAUCUGGACAACCACGACACCAUCUCUCUCCUCCUGUACAUCUCCUUUGGCAACGAGAGCGAAAGCAUCACCGUACUUCGUGAGGCCAUGAGCUCGCUGCAACGAGCAGCAGUCACGUCAUCUCGCCGCAUUCUCUCGCUGCUGCUGCACCUACUCAAGCUGCCAGAUUCCCUUCAAGAGCAAGUGUCCCCCCUAAAGCGCUACGCCCUCCUCAAGUUCCUACUGGCAACAGCAGCCUUCAGCACCAUGUCGCGGCGCCACAUCGCGGUGAGGCGAGCAGACCUGAGCGCCGUGCUGCAGUGGCUGCAGGAGGAGACUGCCAACGCGCCCGGGCACGAUCUGUCCAAUGAGGAGCUGCCAUCUGGCACGCUGCGCCGCACUGCCACUGUGGAUUCGACCAUCGCCACAGGGCUGAGUCUCAUCAGCCUGCCGCACGAACCCAAUGCAUGA
This is a messenger RNA of Closterium sp. Naga37s-1, 8070 nucleotides long. The record is from the annotation of a GenBank genome assembly. Lineage: Eukaryota; Viridiplantae; Streptophyta; Zygnematophyceae; Desmidiales; Closteriaceae.